CGUUUUUUGUUAAAUGUGAUUGGUUACUGUGUAGUGAAUGUGUUUCUUCAGGUAAAGAAAAACUAAAACAUGAUUUUGAGUGUGAGAAAUGGCGGCACAAUCCAACGGUUUUGUACAGCUUCCAUUUCAUUGCUCGAGAAACCAGUGGAGAAGACUAUUCAGGUGGUCACAUUUGAUACCAACUCUCACCUACGAAGUCUCAUCAAUGCCGGGAAUUUGCGUGUUGCUCGCCAAGUGUUUGAUAAAAUGCCGCACAGAGAUAUUGUUUCAUGGACAGCUAUCAUUAAAGGAUACGUAACUGCAAACAAUUCUGACGAAGCAAUGAUUUUGUUCUCUGCAAUGCGUGUUGUUGAUCCUGCUGUCUCACCUGAUACCUCUGUGGUAAGUGUUGUACUCAAGGCUUGUGGUCAAAGUUCCAACAUUGCAUAUGGAGAAUCUUUACAUGCUUAUGCGGUGAAAACAUCGCUGCUUAGCUCUGUAUUUGUGGGAAGUUCUUUACUGGAUAUGUAUAAGAGAGUUGGAAAGAUCGAGAAGAGUUGCAGAGUUUUUAGUGAAAUGCCUUUUAGAAAUGCUGUAACAUGGACAGCGAUCAUUACGGGGUUGGUUCACGCUGGUCGUUACAAGGAAGGUCUUACGUACUUUUCUGAAAUGUCGAGCUCCGAAGAACUAUCUGAUACUUUCACAUUUGCUAUUGCCUUGAAGGCUUGUGCUGGUUUACGUCAAGUUAAAUACGGUAAACAGAUUCAUACUCAUGUGAUAGUGAGAGGCUUUGAUGCCACUGUUUGGGUGGCUAACUCGUUGGCGACAAUGUACACAGAAUGUGGGGAAAUGCGGGACGGACUUUGUUUGUUUGAAAAUAUGAGUGAGAGGGAUGUGGUUUCGUGGACAAGCCUUAUCGUGGCUUACAAUCGAAUAGGUCAUGAAGAAAAAGCUGUGGAGACAUUUAUAAAGAUGAGAAAUUCUCAAGUACCUCCUAAUGAACAAACUUUUGCAACGAUGUUUUCUGCGUGUGCAAGUCUUUCUAGACUUGUGUGGGGCGAGCAGCUCCACUGUAAUGUUUUCUCUCUAGGUCUAAAUGAUUCUUUGUCAGUGAGUAACUCGAUGAUGAAAAUGUAUUCAACAUGUGGGAAGUUAGACUCUGCUUCUGUUUUGUUUCAAGGAAUGAGAUGCAGGGACAUUAUUUCGUGGAGCACGAUUAUUGGAGGAUACUCUCAAGCCGGUUUUGGAGAAGAAGCUUUUAAGUAUUUCUCAUGGAUGAGACAAUCAGGGCCAAAACCAACAGAUUUUGCUCUUGCUAGUUUGCUGAGUGUUUCAGGAAAUAUGGCAGUUCUUGAGGGAGGCAGGCAAGUUCACGCACUUGCUUUUUGUUUUGGUUUAGAACAGAACUCCACGGUUCGUAGUACUCUCAUUAAUAUGUACUCGAAAUGUGGAAAUAUCAAAGAAGCUUCAAAGAUAUUCGAAGAAACAGAUAGAGAUGAUAUUGUUUCUCUGACAGCUAUGAUCAAUGGAUAUGCAGAACAUGGAAAGAGCAAAGAAGCUAUUGAUCUGUUUGAGAAGAGUCUAAAAGUUGGUUUCAGUCCCGACUCUGUAACUUUCAUCAGCGUUCUCACCGCGUGUACUCAUUCGGGACAGCUUGACCUUGGUUUUCACUAUUUCAACUUGAUGCAAGAGAAGUAUAAUAUGAGACCAGCCAAGGAACAUUAUGGUUGUAUGGUUGAUCUGUUAUGUAGAGCAGGACGGCUAAGUGAAGCAGAGAAGAUGAUUGAUGAGAUGUCAUGGAAGAAAGACGAUGUAGUCUGGACCACACUUCUCAUAGCGUGUAAGGCCAAAGGAGACAUUGAACGUGGGAGAAGGGCGGCCGAGAGGAUUCUAGAGCUGGAUCCUACUUGUGCAACUGCACUUGUAACACUAGCCAAUAUAUAUUCAAGCACAGGGAACUUGGAAGAAGCUGCGAAUGUAAGGAAGAAUAUGAAAGCAAAAGGCGUGAUCAAAGAGCCCGGAUGGUCAUCAAUUAAGAUCAAGGAUUGCGUUUCAGCAUUUGUAUCUGGCGAUCGGUUCCAUCCUCUAAGUGAAGAUAUAUACAAUAUCUUGGAAUUAGUAGUAUCUGGUGCAGAAGCUCAUAGAUUUGAUUGUACAAUAAAGAGGGUUUUUGGGGUUUAUUCAUAUUCCUGAAAAUACAAUUAAAAUUUUCUCAUAAUUUAAAUUGUUGUUUAAUCUGCU
Molecule: messenger RNA, 2220 nt
Organism: Arabidopsis lyrata subsp. lyrata
Lineage: Eukaryota; Viridiplantae; Streptophyta; Magnoliopsida; Brassicales; Brassicaceae
Product: putative pentatricopeptide repeat-containing protein At3g47840
Exons: 1
Coding region: 70-2172 (700 amino acids)
Biological process (GO): RNA modification
Molecular function (GO): RNA binding; protein binding
Source: RefSeq, a predicted model, not a curated record